Austrofundulus limnaeus is the source of this 1554-nucleotide messenger RNA. It is a transcript of the gene mtnr1aa, whose product is annotated as melatonin receptor 1A a. Gene Ontology annotation, cellular component: plasma membrane. Gene Ontology annotation, molecular function: melatonin receptor activity. Bases 439 to 1494 code for a protein of 351 amino acids. The record is from RefSeq and is a predicted model, not a curated record. The transcript has 2 exons. Lineage: Eukaryota; Metazoa; Chordata; Actinopteri; Cyprinodontiformes; Rivulidae. Gene Ontology annotation, biological process: G protein-coupled receptor signaling pathway.
GCGCGCUCGGAUAUAGAGGAAGUAGGGCGCACCCCGCAUCGCUCCGCGCGCGCGGCUGCUUUUCCGGGUCGCGGCCACCAAGCGACAGCAGUGUUUCUCCCUGGGAGUGAAGUCGCUCGAGCUCUCCGCUUGUGCUUGGUCACAUGCUGAUGAAGGUUUUUGAAGUGAAGCUUCAUCACCCGACAAAAAGUGAAUGGCACGCGGGAGCGCGAGUGAGUCCGAGGCGCGCAGAGAGCAGGGUUCUACCGGGCAGCUUCCAGAGAGAGAAAGAAGGAGAAAAAAGAAGAGUGGAAGAGAAAGGAUGAAACCAGUGAGAGGUUACAGUUUGGAACCACCGGCGUCCACUUUGCUUUUCGGGACUCGCGGAGGGGGAGCGCGCGUGCAGGGUUGAAUUCGGGCUCAGGUGGUGGUGGGGGAAAAGUUCCGCAGCUGUGUACAAUGGUGAUAAAUGAGUCCCACCUGAACAACUCGUCGUCGGCAGAGUCCAGUGGCACCGCGUGGAGCCGCCCGCCGUGGGUCACCACAACUUUGGGCUGUUUUCUUAUCUUCACCAUCGUGGUGGACAUCCUGGGCAACCUGCUGGUUAUCUUCUCCGUCUAUCGCAACAAGAAGCUCCGGAACGCAGGGAACAUCUUUGUGGUCAGCCUGGCAGUAGCAGACCUUGUGGUGGCCAUCUACCCAUACCCUUUGGUCCUCACCUCCAUUUUCCACAAUGGCUGGAACCUGGGUUACGUCCAUUGCCAGAUCAGCGGCUUCCUCAUGGGUGUCAGCGUCAUCGGCUCCAUCUUCAACAUCACCGGCAUCGCCAUAAACAGAUACUGCUACAUUUGUCACAGCCUCAAAUAUGACAAAUUGUACAGCGACAAAAACUCUGUCUGCUAUGUUUUGUUAAUCUGGGCGCUGACCGUAGUGGCCAUCGUGCCCAACCUUUUUGUGGGUUCCCUUCAGUACGACCCACGGGUUUACUCCUGCACUUUUGAGCAGUCCGCCAGUUCAGCGUACACCAUCGCUGUGGUGUUUUUUCACUUCAUUUUACCCAUCAUGAUUGUCACCUACUGUUACCUGCGGAUAUGGAUUUUGGUCAUUCAGGURAGGAGGAGGGUCAAGCCAGACAAUCGGCCCAAGCUGACGCCACACGACGUCCGGAACUUUGUCACAAUGUUUGUGGUGUUUGUGCUCUUUGCCGUUUGCUGGGCGCCGCUCAACUUCAUCGGCCUGGCUGUAGCAAUCAAACCAGAGGUGGUGGUUCCCCUCAUCCCCGAGUGGUUAUUCGUGGCCAGCUACUUCAUGGCCUACUUCAACAGCUGCCUUAAUGCUAUUGUGUAUGGUGUGCUGAACCAGAACUUCCGGCGGGAGUACAAGCGGAUCGUGGUGUCCGUGUGUACAGCUCGUAUCUUCUUCCAGGACAGCUCCAAUGAUGCAGGGGAGAGACUCAAAAGUAAACCGUCACCACUCAUGACCAACAAUAACCAGGUCAAGGUAGACUCUGUCUGAGGCUGAACUCAGAGACAUGAACUCAUAUGCAGUUUUUGAGAGUUAUUGUUUCUUUUUAAA